CCUAUAUUGUUGCAGUGAAAGAAAUAAUAACCGCGGACGCCAAGUACUGCACGUUUUCAUUCAAGAUGGGGCCCAUGCCUGCGACCUACACUUCUGUCCCCACGGUGUGCUAUGAUAUCCUCCUACUUAUUCUCGCGGUUGCCAAACUCGUAAAACACCUCAAAGAACGGAGGAAUGUCAACAUGAAGCCUAACACGUCUAUAUUAAUGAUCGUUCAGUAUCAUAUUGUGUACUUUGUGCUGAACUUGACAAACCAAAUAUUUUGGGUAAUAUUAUGGGCUGGCAUUCCGGUAUGGUACUUACUUACGAAAUUCUACAGAGAUCAGCUCACGCCACCUUUUACACAUUCACAGACUCCGGCGAUGAGUAUCUCAGAGCUCUUCAACGAUACCGUGCCAUAUAUUCUCGCGCCGCGUCUUAUCAUCAGUAUUUGGGAUACCCACGCCCAUGACGAGUGCGUAUAUAUCAGCCGAACGUUUGAGGAUUGUGGAUGUUGGACUUCGCCCAUAGUGUUCGAGGAGCGUGAGAUGGAAUUUACGAUGGAGUCUGAGAUGGAUUCUUUCGUCGUAUGAUUUUGGCGUACUGCCUGUGGUGGAGUCACUUCAGAUGAGCUUUAUUACCGACAUAGGCAAUAUAUGUAGCCUGG
Suillus clintonianus is the source of this 646-nucleotide messenger RNA. RefSeq lists its product as uncharacterized. The record is from RefSeq and is a predicted model, not a curated record. The transcript is spliced from 2 exons. The coding region runs from base 66 to 572 and encodes 168 amino acids. NCBI's taxonomy places the organism in Eukaryota, Fungi, Basidiomycota, Agaricomycetes, Boletales, Suillaceae.